Molecule: messenger RNA, 1081 nt
Organism: Theobroma umbraticum
Lineage: Eukaryota; Viridiplantae; Streptophyta; Magnoliopsida; Malvales; Malvaceae
Gene: STR18
Product: sulfurtransferase 18
Molecular function (GO): catalytic activity
Source: RefSeq, a predicted model, not a curated record
GUCGCACUUCCUUUGUCCAGAUGACGUGGCACCAUGUCACUGGUGCCUGCUUACUGGGAGUCGAUACAGGUCGUUAUCCUCACCCAUCCCAUAGAAAUGGAUGAAAGUGCGGCAACAAUCAGCAGCAGUUAACAAACAGUAUAUCUUCUAGUAACUUAAAUCAAUCUCAGCCCACUUGUUUCCAUCUUCACCAGGUUUUAGUUUUUCCGGCGGCAAAAGAAACCAAGGAAACAGCCGCAGGAUCUGAGAAACAACGGCAGGAAGUCAGCAAAGACUUAACAUAUAUAAAAAGCGAAUUUCGUAUCCUUCAUGGGUUCUCUGGAUAAAAGGUGUUUGUUUUUCCAUUUUUGACAGCAUCUGGUUUCUAAGAAUAGUUGGUGCAGAAACUUUGAUAUGGGUGUUUCUUUGGUUGUCUUCCCUUGUGGGUUGUUUCUUUUUCUUCUUAUCUUUUGCAGCUCAGGAUCAGAAGUUGUUACCAUUGAUGUUAUUCAAGCAAAAAGCUUGCUUCAGUCAGGCUAUGGUUAUAUUGAUGUCAGGACAGUGGAAGAGUACAAGAUGGGACAUGUGGAUGCAGAGAAGAUCCUGAAUAUCCCGUACAUGUUCAACACACCAGAAGGUAGGGUGAAGAAUCCUGAAUUCCUGAAGCAGGUUUCAUCUGUUUGCAAGGAGGACGAUCUUCUCGUAGUGGGCUGCCAAAGUGGGGUCAGAUCCCUUUAUGCAACUGCUGAUCUUCUGACAAUAGGCUUUAAGAAUGUGAGCAACAUGGGAGGUGGUUAUCUUGCUUGGGUGGGUAAUGGGUUUCCUCUGAAGAUGGAGAAGCCUGUAAAAGUAGAAGACAAGCCGAAAGAAGAGCUGUGAUUGUUGUCAUGUAGUUCAUGUAGUUUUCAACAGGGACAAAGCAAAUUUAUUACUAUUAUAUCCCCUUCGCUCUUCUCCCUGUCUAGAAAAACCCUGUCCAGUUUGCCACCCAAUGUUAAAUUAUUAUUAUUUUGUGGAAAACCCUGUUUGCACUUAUUGGCUACAGUUGCUUUCCUUUGGCUUCUUGUACACUACCCAACAGUAAUCAAAUUCAAUGGUUUAA